Messenger RNA from Anneissia japonica, 1101 nucleotides. RefSeq names its product DNA-directed RNA polymerase II subunit RPB7. The transcript has 8 exons. Lineage: Eukaryota; Metazoa; Echinodermata; Crinoidea; Comatulida; Comatulidae. Gene Ontology annotation, molecular function: single-stranded RNA binding; single-stranded DNA binding; translation initiation factor binding. Bases 121 to 639 code for a protein of 172 amino acids. Gene Ontology annotation, biological process: DNA-templated transcription; positive regulation of nuclear-transcribed mRNA poly(A) tail shortening; positive regulation of translational initiation. Gene Ontology annotation, cellular component: RNA polymerase II, core complex; P-body. The record is from RefSeq and is a predicted model, not a curated record.
UUGGUGGCGCUAAAUACUAAAAUACAAAUUACAAACCGUCGUGUCCGCGGUACCACCACCUGAAAGUUUGAGUACUUCUUGGAUUUUGCCUUCUUUUCAAUAAACUGGUGAAAAUAAGAAAUGUUUUAUCAUAUAUCUUUGGAACAUGAGAUUCUUUUACAUCCUCGCUAUUUUGGUCCAAAUCUUUUGAACACCGUCAAACAGAAGUUGUUUACAGAGGUAGAAGGAACGUGUACAGGAAAAUAUGGUUUUGUUAUAGCAGUUACAACUAUUGACAAUAUUGGAGCUGGUAUGAUUCAGCCUGGCAAAGGAUUUGUGCUCUACCCAAUCAAAUACAAAGCUAUCGUGUUCCGACCUUUCAAAGGAGAAGUCGUAGAUGCAGUAGUGACGCAAGUAAACAAGGUUGGUCUUUUCACCGAGAUUGGCCCUCUCUCUUGCUUUGUAUCAAGACAUUCCAUUCCAUCUGACAUGGAGUUUGAUCCCAACUCAAAUCCACCUUGUUAUAAAACCAAAGAUGAGGAUAUGGUGAUUCAGCAGGAGGAUGAAAUUAGGUUAAAGAUUGUGGGAACCAGGGUAGAUGCCUCAGAUAUUUUUGCAAUUGGAUCACUCAUGGAUGAUUACCUCGGUCUUGUGAGCUAGAAGCUUUUGUUAUUAUUCGUAGGAAAUAUCAUCCCUGCUGAAAAGUUGUUACUAUGACAGCAAUUGAUGGAUUCCUGUCAGAUAGAGAUAAUGGCAACCAGUGACAUCUUCACAGAUUUGAACUAGGCCAUUAACAAGCGGAUGUAAAUAUUGUGCUGCUUAGCAAAUUCUCUGAUGGGAAUCAUUGCAAAGAAUAGAACUUCUACAUGUAAAUGUCAAAGACUCAAAGCCUAUGUUACUAAUAACAAGAUGUGACAUACAUGUGUAAUGUGCUUUUGAAUCGAUGCACAAAGGCCUUGUUAUACUUCUUUUGUACUUGUUUGUUACAGUAUUUAUAUUCAAAGUUCUAAUUUAGGAUUAUAAUUACUUGUGCAGGACGAAGAAGACAGAUCAAAGCAAUGUGGAUGAAUAUUGUAUGUUGAGUGCCUGAUAGAGUGAAUAAAGAGAAAAAUAGAAAAUGUG